AGGACCAUGGCUCUCUCCAGGAUCUAUCGAGAGUCUUUGCUGGUGAUUUUACUGCAAAUUGUGCUGAUUUGCUCGGCUCAGAGGGGCCCGGUCGGUCCCAGAGGGCCCCAGGGGCCGCCAGGAGCAGCCGGCGUGCCCGGAGUGGACGGCAUUGAUGGCGACAGAGGAGAAGACUCCAAGGUGGACGGCGGACCAGGUCUUGACGGUGAUAACGGCAAAGACGGAGCUCCAGGAGCUGCAGGCCUUCCAGGAGCAGAUGGACCUGUUGGACCUCCUGGAGAUCCAGGUCCAGUGGGCCCAAUAGGACCAAAAGGAGAUCCUGGACCACGUGGGCCUGCCGGUGAGCCCGGUGUAGGACCUGAUGGGCUGGAUGGUAUUCCAGGUACAGACGGGCUACCAGGCGAACUGGGCAAAGUUGGACCACCUGGAGCGAGAGGCAAGAGAGGUCCGGUUGGUCUUCCUGGUGCUGCUGGGCCACGGGGUCCUCCAGGAGUGUAUCAAGGCGAGGACCUGUGUCCCAACGCCUGCCCUUCUGGUCUGUCUGGACAUGCUGGUCUCCCCGGCAUGAAAGGCCACAAAGGGGUUAAAGGUGAAUCUGGUGAGCCUGGAAAACAAGGACACAAGGGAGAGGAGGGCGAACAAGGACUGCAGGGGGAAGUUGGAGCUCAAGGACUACCAGGCCCAGGUGGACCAAAAGGCCUCCCAGGAAUAAUUGGCUCCAAAGGUGACAGGGGACCUCGGGGAAAACCAGGUGAUGCAGGUCCUCAGGGAAUCCAGGGGGGCCCAGGUGAUUCAGGUCAGAGAGGGGCCAUAGGUGAGCCCGGGCCAGCAGGAGUUCAGGGUGAUAGAGGUCCAGCUGGAAUCAGAGGAGUGCCAGGGCCAAAAGGAGAGCCUGGUCUCCCUGGUCCAGAUGGCCGUGAGGGAAUUCCCGGGCUGCCAGGGUCCAAGGGUCUUACAGGGAAAAGUGGGGCUCCAGGUGAUGCUGGCCCACAAGGACUUCCUGGCUUGCCAGGUGCUUAUGGCCAAAAAGGAGUCAGCGGUGCAGUGGGUAACCCAGGUGAUCCAGGUGUUGUAGGAAUGAUGGGGUCUUCAGGGAAACAAGGCGAGCGUGGCGAGCAGGGAGAGGUGGGACCUCCUGGACCAAGAGGCGGACCAGGUGCACGAGGAGAGAAAGGGCCUGACGGGCCUUCAGGGUUACCAGGAGCCAGGGGAGCUAAAGGGGACCCAGGCCUUCCUGGACUUCCUGGUCCUGCUGGUUAUCGUGGGCAGAAGGGCGACAGGGGUGCAGUCGGUCUCGAUGGUCCAAAGGGAGACCAGGGACCUCCAGGUGCUGAAGGAACACCAGGAGAGGGCGGAGAUGUGGGUGAUCCAGGAGAACCAGGAGAGAAAGGAUCGACAGGCCCACCAGGAGAGACAGGGAAUAAAGGACCUGAGGGCAGCCGAGGACAACACGGGAAAGAGGGCAAGGAGGGCCAACCGGGACCUCGCGGCAUGCAGGGCGACAUGGGGGUACCAGGCCUGCCGGGAUCUCAGGGACCAGCGGGAAAAUCACCAACAGAUACACACAUCAAACAAGUCUGCAUGAGGGUAAUGCAAGAGCAGCUGGCCCAGCUAGCGGCUAGCCUGAGCAGGCCUGAGUCAGGCAUCUCUGGGCUGCCUGGUCCCCCCGGCCCACCUGGACCUCCAGGCCCCGCCGGAGAGAAUGGGUUCCCUGGACACACCGGAUCACGAGGACUGCCCGGUCUGAAGGGUCCAGCUGGGCUUAUGGGUCGCAAAGGACUGAAAGGUGACCAGGGUGACAAAGGGGACAGAGGACCCACGACGAGAGGACCCAAAGGAGCACCAGGUGCCCCCGGUCUAACAGGUGAGCCUGGUCGACCGGCUUACGGCAAAGACGGUCGUGACGGAGAGAGGGGACCCCGUGGUGUUCCCGGUGUGACCGGCGUUCCCGGGCCUCCUGGUCAUCCUGGUAUGAACGGUUACUGUGAGUCGUCGCAGUGCAUCCUGCCCAUGGUGGCGUCGCCGGUUUCUGCAAAGGACUCGAGCAUGAAGGGCCCCAGUGACAUGUGAGGAGGGGCCGGAGCGGAGAACUGAGAGACUGGAGGAGAAAUGGAAGAUCCAUGGAAAAUUUGUCCAUGUUUGUCUUUUUUUUUUUUUUUUUUUUUAAAUUUGGCGAGCUCAUUUGGAAAGUAAUUUUGUUCUCUUGAAGCCAUCUUUGGGGUUUUAAACUGACAUGAAGGUGGACACUGAACAGCAAACAACAGCUUUUGAAACUCCUUUGCAUAAAAAGUUUCAUUUUACCUCACUUCCUGCCAUCUCUGUACUGUAAAAUUAAAGAAGCGAAGAACUCACUGUGUAUGUGCAAACCCACCAGCACCAGCCACAUUUCUACCCAAGCAACGAGACGAGUCUGAAAGUUUUUCUGUAUGUUUAUGUAAAUGUGUCAAUACGCAAAUUAUACAGCUGGAUGACGUACAUUUUGUUUGUGAGUAUCUUUGUUGUUUACCCACUUUAAU
This is a messenger RNA of Epinephelus fuscoguttatus (brown-marbled grouper), 2516 nucleotides long. It is a transcript of the gene col9a1a, whose product is annotated as collagen, type IX, alpha 1a. The coding region runs from base 7 to 2070 and encodes 687 amino acids. The record is from RefSeq and is a predicted model, not a curated record. NCBI's taxonomy places the organism in Eukaryota, Metazoa, Chordata, Actinopteri, Perciformes, Serranidae. The transcript is spliced from 32 exons.